Molecule: messenger RNA, 3026 nt
Organism: Pocillopora meandrina
Lineage: Eukaryota; Metazoa; Cnidaria; Anthozoa; Scleractinia; Pocilloporidae
Source: the annotation of a GenBank genome assembly
AAAUAUAUCAGGUCUAUAACACCACAGUCAAUAACGAGAUUUGGACGAUCAGCCGACACCAAACCUAUUUAUGGAGGGAACAAAUAUAUCAGGUCUAUAAGACCACAGUCAAUAACGAGAUUUGGACGAUCAGCUGGCACCAAACCUAUUCAUGGAGGGAACAAAUAUAUCAUGUCUAUAAGACCACAGUCAAUAACGAGAUUUGGACGAUCAGCUGACACCAAACCUAUUCAUGGAGGGAACAAAUAUAUCAGGUCUAUAACACCACAGUCAAUAGCGAGAUUUGGACUAUCAGCUGGCACCAAACCUACUCAUAUAUGGAACAAAUAUAUCAGGUCUAUAAGACCACAGUCAAUAACGAGAUUUGGACGAUCAGCUGACACCAAACCUAUUCAUGGAGGGAACAAAUAUAUCAGGUCUAUAAGACCACAGUCAAUAGCGAGAUUUGGACUAUCAGCUGGUACCAAACCUACUCAUAUAUGGAACAAAUAUAUCAGGUCUAUAAGACCACAGUCAAUAACAAGAUUUGGACGAUCAGCUGGCACCAAACCUAUUCAUGGAGGGAACAAAUAUAUCAGGUCUAUAAGACCACAGUCAAUAACAAGAUUUGGACGAUCAGCUGACACCAAACCUAUUUAUGGAGGGAACAAAUAUAUCAGGUCUAUAAGACUACAGUCAAUAGCGAGAUUUGGACUAUCAGCUGACACCAAACCUAUUUAUGGAGUGAACAAAUAUAUCAGGUCUAUAAGACUACAGUCAAUAGCGAGAUUUGGACUAUCAGCUGGCACCAAACCUACUCAUAUAUGGAACAAAUAUAUCAGGUCUAUAAGACAAAAAUCAAUAAAAAGAUUUGGACUAUCAGCUGGCACCAAACCUACUCAUAUAUGGAACAAAUAUAUCAGGUCUAUAAGACCACAGUCAAUAAAAAGAUUUGGACUAUCAGCUGGCACCAAACCUACUCAUAUAUGGAACAAAUAUAUCAGGUCUAUAAGACCACAGUCAAUAAGAAGACUUGGACAAUCUGCUGGCUCCAAACCUAUUCAUGGAGGGAACAAAUAUAUCAGGUCUAUAACACCACAGUCAACGACAAGAUUUGGACGAUCAGCUGACAUCAAACCUAUUUAUGGAGGGAACAAAUAUAUCAGGUCUAUAAGGCCACAGUCACUAACAAGAUUUGGAAGGUCCGCAGAUAAAAAUCCUAUCAGUCAAAGGACAAGAGAUGGAGGGUCUAUCAGAUCACAGUCAACAAAAAGAUUUGGACUAUCAACUGGCACUGAACCUAUUCAUGGAGGGAACAAAUAUAUCAGGUCUAUACGACCACAGUCAAUAACGGGAUUUGGACGGUCAGCUGGCACCAAACCUAUUCAUGGAGGGAACAAAUAUAUCAGGUCUAUAAGACCACAGUCAAUAACAAGAUUUGGACGAUCAGCUGACACCAAACCUAUUUAUGGAGGGAACAAAUAUAUCAGGUCUAUAAGACUACAGUCAAUAGCGAGAUUUGGACUAUCAGCUGACACCAAACCUAUUUAUGGAGUGAACAAAUAUAUCAGAUCUAUAACACCACAGUCAAUAACGAGAUUUGGACGAUCAGCUGACACCAAACCUAAUCAUGGAGGGAACAAAUAUAUCAGGUCUAUAACACCACAGUCAAUAACGAGAUUUGGACGAUCAGCUGACACCAAACCUAUUCAUGGAGGGAACAAAUAUAUCAGGUCUAUAACACCACAGUCAAUAACGAGAUUUGGACGAUCAGCCGACACCAAACCUAUUUAUGGAGGGAACAAAUAUAUCAGGUCUAUAAGACCACAGUCAAUAACGAGAUUUGGACGAUCAGCUGGCACCAAACCUAUUCAUGGAGGGAACAAAUAUAUCAGGUCUAUAAGACCACAGUCAAUAACGAGAUUUGGACGAUCAGCUGACACCAAACCUAUUCAUGGAGGGAACAAAUAUAUCAGGUCUAUAACACCACAGUCAAUAACGAGAUUUGGACGAUCAGCUGACACCAAACCUAUUUAUGAGGGAACAAAUAUAUCAGGUCUAUAAGACCACAGUCAAUAACAAGAUUUGGAAGGUCUGCAGAUAAAAAUCCUAUCAGUCAAUAGACAAGAGAUGGAGGGUCUGUUAGAUCACAGUCAAAAAAAAGAUUUGGACCAUCAGCUGGCACCAAAACUAUUCAUGGAGGGAACAAAUAUAUCAGGUCUAUAAGACCACAGUCAAUAACAAGAUUUGGAGGAUCCGCUGGCACCAAACCUAUUCAUUGAGGGAACAAAUAUAUCAGGUCUAUAGGACCACAGUCAAUAACAAGAUUUGGACUAUCAGUUGGCACCAAACCUAUUCAUGGAGGGAACAAAUAUAUCAGUUCUAUAAGACCACAGUCAAUAACGAGAUUUGGACGAUCAGCUGACACCAAACCUAUUCAUGGAGGGAACAAAUAUAUCAGGUCUCUAAAACAAAAAUCAAUAAAACGAUUUGGACUAUCAGCUGGCACCAAACCUACACAUAGAUGGAACAAAUAUAUCAGGUCUAUAAGACCGCAGUCAACAACAAGAUUUGGACGAUCAGCUGGCACCAAACCUAUUCAUGGAGGGAACAAAUAUAUUAGGUCUAUAAGACCACAGUCAAUAACGAGAUUUGGACGAUCAGCUGACACCAAAUCUAGUCAUGGAGGGAACAAAUAUAUCAGGUCUAUAAGACAAAAAUCAAUAAAAAGAUUUGGACUAUCAGCUGGUACCAAACCUACGCAUGGAGGGAACAAAUAUAUCAGGUCUAUAAGACCACAGUCAAUAAGAAGAUUUGGACAAUCUGCUGGCACCAAACCUAUUCAUGGAGGGAACAAAUAUAUCAGGUCUAUAACACCACAGUCAAUAACAAGAUUUGGACGAUCAGCUGACACCAAACCUAUUUAUGGAGGGAACAAAUAUAUCAGGUCUUUAAGACCACAGUCAAUAACAAGAUUUGGAAGGUUCGCAGAUAAAAAUCCUAUCAGUCAAUGGACAAGAGAUGGAGGGUCUAUCAGUUCACAGUCA